Molecule: messenger RNA, 505 nt
Organism: Pneumocystis carinii B80
Lineage: Eukaryota; Fungi; Ascomycota; Pneumocystomycetes; Pneumocystales; Pneumocystaceae
Exons: 2
Coding region: 46-459 (137 amino acids)
Molecular function (GO): nucleic acid binding
Source: RefSeq, a predicted model, not a curated record
GUUCUAUUUUUUAAUGUAACGAUAUUUUUUUGUAAUAAAAAAUUUAUGGGUUUGGCAGAAGUAAGAAAUAAGCAAAAAAUAGGAAAGGAUCCUAGAAAUAUGAAAUGGGUGAAAGAUAUAAAUAGGUUCGGAUUUAAGUAUCUUUUAUCUUAUGGAUGGAAGUCUGGACUAGGUCUUGGGAAAAAUUAUCAUGGAAAAGUAGGAAAUGUUUCUAGUUUUAUUGAAAAGAAGCAAUUUAUUUUGAAUCCUUCUUUUUCUUCAGUUGGCUUAAAUGAUUUAAAUGAAAUAUUAGGACGUUUAAAUAAUCAAAGUUUUCAUACUGAAAGUCUUGAUUCGUAUAAUAACCAUGCUAUAUCUUCAAAGAUUCAUAUGAAUGCUUUGGGUAGUAGUCUUUCAACGAGAUUCGUUAAAGGGAAACCUUAUAAGACGGGAUUUACUAAACAUUUAUAUAAAGUAUGAGAAAUCAUAUGAAAUAUCGAAAAAUAUGCUUAAAAGGUUCAUGAAU